This is a messenger RNA of Stegodyphus dumicola, 4987 nucleotides long. Its product is annotated as organic cation transporter protein-like. Gene Ontology annotation, biological process: transmembrane transport. The record is from RefSeq and is a predicted model, not a curated record. Gene Ontology annotation, cellular component: membrane. NCBI's taxonomy places the organism in Eukaryota, Metazoa, Arthropoda, Arachnida, Araneae, Eresidae. Gene Ontology annotation, molecular function: transmembrane transporter activity.
UUUUGUUGUUCGUUAAUAACUUGGAAGCCGCACAUCAGCGUUCCAUUGAUCGGAGACAUGUAUAUUUCAUUGUAGCAAGGCUGUAGCUAAGCAAGCGUAUUGUAGCUCUGCCUUAAUUUAUGUUCCAUUUUUAUAAUUUUUAUAAAGGCCGUGGGAAUCAUAUUUAAGUUAAGAUCACUUUUUCUGUAUAUUUAGGUUUAUUGUACAAAAUAUUUCUGUUUAUUUGUAUAAUAUAAUAAUGAGAUCUUUGAAAGGUUUGCCUUUUGUGGAAAUAUAACUCUAAAUUAAAAAUAAACUCUAUCUUAUGUAAUUGAAGUUGUGCGCUGGAAGAUGGAAUCGAAAGCAUCGGAUAAGUUCUUGGCAAACGGCCCAACUUCUACUCAAAAUGAGGCUACUACUUCUACUACGCGUGAUGUGACAGAUAUUAUUGGGAAAUAUGGGCCUUGGCAAAGAUUGAUUUUUAUUUUAACCUGUCUCCGAGGUACACCUACUGCCUUUUACAAUCUAAGCACUCCAUUUUUUUCACCCAAACAAGAUGUGUGGUGUGCCCAGCCAAAGGGCCUUAACUGGACUGAAAGCCAGUGGCGCAAUUCUGCAAUUCCUUUAGAAUACAGUGAUGGUUUGUACACGCCGAGUCGUUGCAGUAUGUUUGAAACCGUAGUUAUUGACGGCGAUGCUAUCAUCAAUAGAAAUAAGACUGUUCCUUGUAGUGCCUGGGAAUUUGAUUCUUCAUUUUAUACAAAUACUCUUACACAAGAAUAUAACUUGGUGUGUGGAAGAGACUGGCUUAUUUCCUUUACGCAGUUCAACUACAUGGCUGGAAUGAUGUGUGGAGUGUUUAUCUUUGGCCAUCUAGCUGACAGAUAUGGUAGACAAAUAAUUUUGAAUCUUUCUGUAACUCUGAUGCUAGUGGCUAGUAUAAUCACUGCCUUUGCUCCCACAUACACUUUCUUUAGUAUUGCCAGGUUUUUCCUUGCUCUUGGUGUUGCUGGUACUCAAAAUACAUCAUUUUGUUUGUUAAUGGAAGUUCUGGGGCCAGUGUAUAGAACUAGAGUGACUUUUGCUUUUUCAUUUGGCUGGGCCUUUGGUUUACUUUUACUGCCGGGGAUGGCCUACUUGAUUAGGGAUUGGGUCUAUCAGCAGUUAGCUAGUGCUGCUGUGUCUUCCAUUUUACUUAGUUAUUGGUGUUUUAUGCCUGAAUCUCCUCGAUGGUUGAUGACACAAGGAAAAUAUGAACGUGCUGAAAAAAUCAUGAUCACAGCAGCUAAAACAAAUAAAUUAGAAGUACACAAUAUGCCUGGUGCUAUGAAGCAGCUUAAAGAGCGUAUUGAAAGGGAGGAAAGGAAAAAGAACCCUAGUGUGAUCGAUCUUUUCAAAACAUCAAAUUUACGGAAGAAUACAAUUUUUGUAUAUAUAUCAUACUUUUCUGUUGCCUUUGUCUUCUAUGGACUUUCCUUAGGACAAACCAAUUUAGGUGGAAAUCCUUUUUUGAAUUUUUUCAUUGGGUCAGCUGUAGAAUUACCUGCCUAUUUCCUUUGUAUGAUUUUUAUCAGAUACUUGCGAAGGAAACCAUCAUUUUUAAUUUUUGAUGUCAUUGGGGGCAUUGCAUGUUUUUUUAUGGUGCCAUCUGAUUACUUGUGGCUUCGACUUACUGCUGCUAUGAUUGGGAAGUUGUGUAUAAGUGGUGCAUUUAUUAUUUUAGCCAUUCACGCUGCUGAAAUAUUCCCCACAGUAGUUCGCACAGUAGGUUCUGGAACAAGCCUCAUGAUGGGAAGAAUAGGAGCUAUGACAGCUCCUUUCAUUAAAGAACUGGGAAAUGCUACACAUCCUGCAGUGCCUGCCAUAGUAUAUGGCUCUCUCUCAAUUGUAGCUGCUCUUCUGAUUGCACUUUUGCCCGAGACUUAUAACCAGUAUUUGCCGGAUACCAUAUGCGAAGCGGAGCAGUUGGGGAAUGGUUUUAUAGAAAGUGCUCCUGAAGUUAUAGAAGAUGGUGAAGAGUUGUCCAAAGAUGGAAAUGAUGUAAAGAUGAGUAUGUUAAAAAGUAAUGAAGAUGUAUAGCAUGAUUUCAUAUAUCAUUUGUUGCCUUCAAAAGAAUCUAUGUUUGUUAUUUCAUAUAAUGUUAUAUUGUUUGCAUUUAUUAACUGAAAUAUUUGUUUUCAUUUUGUUUUACAAAAAAAGUUUGCUUUUUUGUUAUAUUUUAUACAUGGACUUUAAAUAUUGUUAAAUUAUAUUGCUGAAUGUUUUUAAUAUUUUCUGAUUGAUUUUACAUUAUGCCAAAUGAGUAUUAUUACAGUAAUCUGCACAAGACAACUUUCUGAUCAAUAUUGUUGAUUUCUGAAGUCAUAAAUCACUUUUAAUUAUCAUAUUGAUUAUUUUUUAUUUCAUUAUAAGACAGGAGACGUUUUUAGACUAUUUAUUACUUUCUGCAGCUUGGAAUAUUUAUAAAAGUUUCAUUAGUUAUUCAUUAAAUUUUAAUGUAUGAUAAUUUAAAUCAAAAAUAGUUGUUUCCAAAAUUGAGUUUUAUUUUUUUAAAUUAGUAUAUAACCUUUGUGUUAUUCUAUAACACAUAUUAUUGGUUAAAAUAACAUAUGUUAUGUAAAUUAAAAUAUAUGGUUACAUAAAAUGUGGUAAAAAAUAAACUAAUGUUAGAUGAAAUAUAGACAAAAUAUUACAUUGUUAACAUUCACUGUGAAAUAUAAAGAAUACAUGCCUUUCAAAAGCAGCUAGUUUUUGGAUAAAUUAAUAUUCCUGGCAUCUGGAAAUAUGUGGUAUAUACUUUCACAUUAUUUAAGGCAGUGGUCUCAAACUCGGAUUGUAUGUAGGUUGAGUGCAUGAUCUAAAAAAGAAUUGACAGGCCAAAUUUUCUUUUAAUUGACAAAAUGAAAAAUAUUUUAAUAAAUUUUAGAUUUCGCAUAUUAAAUAGUUGUCAAAAUAAGUUUUCAGGUAAAAUUUACUGACUGGGGCAAAACUUGAGAGUAAAUAAUGACAACCUGAAUUCUUUCUAUUAUAAUAUUAAAUUUUUCUUUGACAUGAUUAAAAAUAGAUGUGUUUGUACGUAGAUAAUUAUAAACUUCUUUAUUUCUAACUACACUUCAACACUUCAUGGCAUUUCAAUUCUGAUAAAGUCUGUAGCCUUAAAUGGAAAUUAUCUUCGUGGAUUGUAGAUACUCAUUGGUUAAUUGAGUUCUAUUCUUAUUAAUUCUCAAACGGGAAAAAAAAGUUGUUCAUAUAUAAAUGUAUUCCGAAACAAAGCAAUUAUUCUUAGUGCAAAAAUUCAUUACUGAGCUUAUUUAUUUUUUUGAGCAACUAUGAAUAAAUGUUAAUAAAAUCAAUUUCUUUAAAUCUUUGAAUAUUAUAUAACAUUGUAAAUUAAUUAGCUCUAUUUAUAGGUUUUUUAGUGUGUUGAUCAUGUUCAUCUUUAAUGAUAAUGAAAAUAAUGUGAACUCGGGCCUUAAUUAACUAAAAUCUUGAAAUCUUUGCAACAAAUUCAUAAUUGAAAGGUAUUUGUAGGCCACAUAAAAUUGCUUCAGAGCCAUAUGGGCCAUCAGUUUGAGACCAGAGAUUUAAGGACUGAUACUGAAUAUUUAGAAUUCCUUUUAUUUUCCACCAUCUUAAAAUACAUUUGACAAUAAAGCAGAAUAUUUACAUGUAUUUCAUUAUGUCUUAGAAAAUAGUACAUAUAAUUAUUGUAACCUUUGUGAUAUUUUAUUUUUACAUAGUUAUUGUACUUAUUGUGCAGUAUUGUUUUUAUGAAACAAAUAUGCUUUUUCUAUUCCAUGAAGUUUUCAUUGGUGUGAUUAGUUAGUAAAGAUGAUUUUGUUUGCUUAAGAGUAUGCAGCUUUAAUUGUGUGCGGUGCAUAAAUUUUCCUCUCUAAAAAUGUUUAUCUGGGAAAUUAUCUGAUACUGCUCAUUUAAAAAUAAUAAAGGGUUGCAGUUUUAAAUUGUUUGUUUUUAAAAGUAUUUUUUUUUUUUAAUUUUAUAGAAAUCUGCAAAUUAAUAUUUUUUACUUAACAAAAUUUCAUUUCAUUUUAAGUUCAUCUGUUGUAUUACACAUUUAAGUUUCAGUUUUGGCUUUCAUUUUAGUUAAAAAUAAAGCUAAUGAGAUAAUUUUAUAUGUCAGAAUGUAAAAGGAAAUGGAAAUUCUUUUCAAUGAUCUAUGCAUAUCUGAUUGCAGCUUUUUAAUAGCUUAUGCUGUAAAUGACAUGUAUGAAGAAUAUGCACUGAAAAGUAUUUUUGUUGUUUAUUCUUUUAUUGAUGAAUGUGAAUACUGUAAUUUAAGAGGUGUUGAAAUAUCACAGAAUCCUUCUCAUGGUUGUUUGUUUUAUAAAAGCAUAUAGUAUUUUGUUACAAAUAUCUUAAAGUAGUUUAGAAAUGUUAGUUCAUGUCUUUCUUGUACUGAAUGUAUUCCAAAUACAUUAUUUCAUAAUAUGUAACUGUGAUAAAUGUGGCAGAAUAAAUAGCCAGUAUUUUUUUUUUUUUUUUAAUCAUUAAACCUUUUUAGCACCUAUUAAUGUGGGAUCAUGUUUUUCUUAUUGCAAUGAGAGAGAUUAAAAAGUUGUUUUCAAUUUAAAGUAUUUUAAUUAUAUUGUUUUUAAUUUUUUUUAGAGUUAAAAUAGUAAAACCUAUAUUUAACUCUGUUAGAUGAUAGAUCAUUUUCACUAAGGGAUUAUUUUUACAGUAUGUUCAAAAUGGCAUCAGAUUAAGUGGUUUGAUUAUUUUUAACUGCCUUAUACUAAAAUUAUGAGUUUUCGAUAAAAAGUUACAUAAAUUAAGUACACACUAAUUUACAUUGCUUAAAAUGGUAUGCUUUUGUGGUUUUUAUGGGUAAAUUUGUGCCCCCCUUUCUUCCCUUUCUCAUCUAAUGAAUAAGAGUAUAGAAAAAUUAUGAAAAUUGUUUUCUUUCUCAUUUGUAUUCAGAACUCUGGGUUGUGUAAGGUGUUAAUUAUAAAAGAAAAGGUAAAGUAAAAAAAAAAAAAAAAAAAAAAAA